CCAAAAUUUCCCUCUUAAAAAAGCACCAUACACACAUUCUUCAACCUCUUCCCAUAAACCCUAGAAAUUGGGAGGAAAGAGUUUAUGCAAAAAUGAUAUAAAGUUUCUUCCACAACAAGUAUCAAUCAAAUAACCAUGAAGUUCCUCAGAACAAUCUUCAUCCACCAUAUCCACAAACGCCACCAUUUCCUCAACCCCAAAUGCGUCUUUUCAUCUUUAGCUUCAUCCUCACCACCGGAGGAUACAGAAACCCUACAUUCCACCAAUCCUAGAAACGAAUCCACCAAUAGUUGGAGUAUCUACGGUAAUGUAGUUGUGAAUCCGAGAAUCAACGAUCACAGUGACGAAAAAAUCGAGGAGGAAAAACCAAGUGAGAGUGAAAAUGGGAGCAUGAUGAAUUUGAAGAACAGAAGUGUAAUUAGGCCGGUGACGCCGCCGACAAAGAGGAGUACUGGGAAGGUGAAAACUCAGUGGGUUUGUAGCAGUUGUGGGUAUACUGCUGGACAAUGGUGGGGUACUUGUCCUUCUUGUACUAUGGUUGGAACAAUGAAGGAGUUUCAUGAAGCAAAAAUAAAUGAUGUUGAUAAUAAUAAGGUUAGAAGUGGUAUAUCAGUUUCUGAAGAUGCAAUGGGAGCUUGGCUACCACAGAGAGGUGAUCAUUUGCGCCCUGUUAAGUUGAGUGAGGUUAACCGUGGAUUCAACGAGAAGGGUUGGCGAUUUCCUUUGUCUGGCCCUUUUGGAGAUGAAGUUUCUAUUGUGCUUGGUGGUGGUCUUGUACCAGGCUCUUUGAAUUUAUUUAGUGGCGAUCCUGGUGUUGGGAAGAGUACACUGUUGUUGCAGAUGGCAGCGUUGGUAGCAGAUGGAUGCAAUGGCAAUGACGGUGAGGCCCUUCCAGUUGUAUACGUCUCUGGUGAAGAGAGCCUUCAGCAAAUUGCUCACAGAGCAGAUCGCCUUGGGAUUAAAUCUGAUAUUUAUUUGUAUUCGAGUACUGAUAUUGAGGACAUAUUAAGGAUAGCUCAGUCUCUCCCCAUUCGAGCUCUGGUUGUUGAUUCAAUACAAACUGUUUAUUUGAAAGGAAUAACAGGAAGUGCUGGAGGAGUUACGCAGGUGAAAGAAUGUACUUCGGCUUUGAUGCGAUUUGCUAAAACGACUAACAUCCCAGUACUUUUGAUUGGGCAUGUGACAAAAUCUGGAGACAUAGCUGGGCCUCGUGUUCUGGAGCAUAUUGUGGAUGUUGUCUUGUACUUAGAAGGCGAGAGGUUCACUUCAUAUCGAAUGCUUCGUGCUGUGAAAAAUCGGUUUGGAUCCACUGAUGAGCUUGGAGUUUUUGAGAUGUCAGAAUCAGGAUUUAAGGCUGUUUCGAAUGCCACUGAAAUGUUUCUCACCGAACAAGACCCUGAUUCAGAUGUUUUAGUUGGCUUAGCUUUUACUGUAAUAAUGGAUGGUUCAAGAACUUUCAUAAUUGAAGUUCAGGCACUCUGCCUUUCAGAAUCCACAGGUUCAAGAGUAACUAAUGGAAUUGAAGCAAAUAGAGCUAACAUGAUCAAAUGUGUUCUUAUAAAGCAAGCAGGUCUUAAUAUCCCAGUAAAUUCUGUACAUUUGAAUGUUGUUAGUGGAUUGACAUUGUCUGAGACUGCUGGAGAUCUUGCAAUAGCAGCUGCAAUUUGCAGCAGUUUCUUGGAGUAUCCUAUUCCAAAGGGCAUUGCAUUCAUUGGUGAAAUUGGCCUUAGCGGAGAGCUUCGCACGGUUCCUAGAAUCGACAAAAGAGUUCACGCAUUGUCAAAGUUGGGUUACAAAACCUGUGUAGUGCCGAAGCAAGCUGUAAAAGCUUUAGGAACUGAAGGUCUGGAAAAUAUUGAAAUAGUAGGUUGCAAGAAUCUGAAGGAGUUUAUUAACGUAGUAUUCAGUAGAUAAAGACAAUUGAAAGAAGCUCCCAGUAUUGUGCAAAUCUCUCUCUCUCUCUCUCUGUCUCUCUCUCUCUCUCUCUCUCUCUCUCUCUAAUUCUGGUUGUCUAGUGUCAAUUAUGUAAUUAGUUGUUACAAGCAUUACAUUUGCUGAAGUAACUCGCCAAUUUUAAUGGCUAUUAUUAUAAUUUAUAGCUAGGACUCAACACACUUUCUUCUACUUCCGAUGUUAUGUGUUCUGUUCAUUCUA
Trifolium pratense (red clover) is the source of this 2154-nucleotide messenger RNA. Its product is annotated as DNA repair protein RadA-like. The transcript has 15 exons. Lineage: Eukaryota; Viridiplantae; Streptophyta; Magnoliopsida; Fabales; Fabaceae. Gene Ontology annotation, biological process: recombinational repair. Bases 136 to 1914 code for a protein of 592 amino acids. The record is from RefSeq and is a predicted model, not a curated record. Gene Ontology annotation, molecular function: ATP hydrolysis activity; ATP binding; damaged DNA binding.